AUGAAUGUUGGUGAGCUGGUACGCCAGACGUCUGCGAUGAACAUUACAGAACACCCAUGGCUGGAGAGCACCGAGAAGCUCGACAAGGUCCUAACUCUCAAAGAGGUUUGCCUCGGCAACUGUCGUCUUCUUUACGGCAGCGAGAGGUUUAAAUUCUAUGACGUCGUUAUAUGCGAGGAUGAAGACACAAAAAGCUUCGCUGCUAUCUUGACAUGCAACCAAGAUGGCCAGACGAAGCUGCUGCGCACCGAAUUGAGUGUAUGUCCUGUCGUGGCUGUUCGUACCCUGGUAGAUGGUCUUCAAAAGGAUACAGCCAAACUGUUUCUCAAGUACGCCGUGGGUUCUCAGAUUCGAGGCCAGCAAGGAUUUACCAAUAUAGAAACUGGCAAGUUCGAGUUGUGGGAUGCUGCACAAGAGAAGCGUAUUCGUGGUCCCAACGAUGAUACGCAGGGCCUUAUUCGUAGCUGGAGCGAUGGACCGGGUGCUGAUGGUCGGCCUCUGCCGGGUCCCCGCGGUGAUGGUUAUCAUGGUCGGAACAACAAGCACAUGAGGCCAGUCGAACGUCCGGAGAAGCCCAUGAUUGAGACGGACAUCAUUGAUCUCGACUACUACGACUAG
Messenger RNA from Alternaria atra, 618 nucleotides. RefSeq lists its product as uncharacterized. The transcript has 4 exons. NCBI's taxonomy places the organism in Eukaryota, Fungi, Ascomycota, Dothideomycetes, Pleosporales, Pleosporaceae. The record is from RefSeq and is a predicted model, not a curated record. The coding region runs from base 1 to 618 and encodes 205 amino acids.